AAUAGAGCUUAAUGCCUUUGUCGCCUACCAACGUGAGCGGGAAGCUAUUUCAGACUCAGCACCUGCACGCCAGCUUUUCAACUGGUGCCGAGAAGCUGGGCUGAAUGCACGAGGCCUGGAGCACGCUUUACUACUAAGAGACAGAAUCGGUGCCGUAUGUCGUCGCCUUGGAUUGCCUUGGGUGGAAGCUGAGCCGGCUGGUAACCCAGAACCAGUCUUGCGCGCGCUCACACGAGGAUUCUUUGGGCAGGUCAGUAUUUUCAGCUCAGGUUUGCGUGGUUGA
Molecule: messenger RNA, 283 nt
Organism: Protopolystoma xenopodis
Lineage: Eukaryota; Metazoa; Platyhelminthes; Monogenea; Polystomatidea; Polystomatidae
Source: the annotation of a GenBank genome assembly